Mustela lutreola (European mink) is the source of this 8391-nucleotide messenger RNA. It is a transcript of the gene PHF14, whose product is annotated as PHD finger protein 14. The transcript is spliced from 17 exons. Gene Ontology annotation, biological process: regulation of transcription by RNA polymerase II. NCBI's taxonomy places the organism in Eukaryota, Metazoa, Chordata, Mammalia, Carnivora, Mustelidae. The coding region runs from base 502 to 3168 and encodes 888 amino acids. The record is from RefSeq and is a predicted model, not a curated record.
CACGCGCUCAAGCCUCUUGCUGCUCUUAGGGCUGCGCUUUGCCUUGGGUUUUCACUUCCUUCUCUUCCGAGCUGUAUCCGGGUCGUUGCUUUCUCUAUUGUCUCAGGCAAUCGACCUCGGACUGUGCAAAUUCAUUUCUGGGUCUUUUGUUUCUUCUGGUGCAGGCUAAUAAAGUUUUUCUUUCUUUUAUUUUUUUCUAACAGUUUUAACGGAGGAAAUUAACUCCCCCAGAGCUGCCGGGGCCUAAGGGAGCCUCCGGCAGGGGAGCGCCGUGGGAAGGGGCGCGAGCAGCCGGGGCCGGUUCGGCGAGGACUAGGGGGCGGGGUGGGGGGCGGGAGGGGCUGUUCUUGAGGCGCCCGGGUCCGGUCGGCGGCGCUGCCGCCGAUUUUAAGUAGCAUCUUUCGGAUUUGUUCCCGCGGUAUCAGUCCAGACCUCAGCGCUGCCUAGGCUCUCGCAGCCUCUCCCUAGGUCUCCUCCAAACGACCACCUCACGGAUUCCUUAUGGAUCGCAGCUCCAAGAGGAGGCAGGUGAAGCCUUUGGCAGCUUCUCUGCUAGAAGCUCUCGAUUAUGAUAGUUCAGAUGACAGUGAUUUUAAAGUUGGAGAUGCCUCAGAUUCUGAAGGAAGUGGUAAUGGAAGUGAAGAUCCUUCAAAGGACAGUGGAGAAGGUUCCUGUAGUGAUUCUGAAGAAAAUAUUUUAGAAGAAGAACUGAAUGAAGAUAUUAAAGUAAAAGAGGAACAACUUAAAAAUUCUGCAGAGGAAGAAAUACUGUCAUCAGAAAAACAGUUAAUUAAAAUGGAAAAGAAGGAGGAAGAAGAAAAUGGAGAAAGACCUAGAAAGAAAAAGGAGAAAGAGAAGGAAAAAGAGAAGGAGAAAGAAAAGGAGAAAGAGAAGGAGAGAGAGGAUAAAGAAAAAGCAACAGUAUCUGAUAAUGUGGCUGCUUCUGCUGCUGCCACCGCACCAGCCACAAGUCCUGCUGUUAACACAUCUCCUUCAGUCCCCACUGCAGCAACCACUACAGAGGAGCAAGUCAGUGAGCCAAAAAAGUGGAACCUUCGUCGAAAUCGACCACUUUUGGAUUUUGUUUCCAUGGAAGAGCUGAAUGAUAUGGAUGACUAUGACAGCGAAGAUGACAAUGAUUGGCGACCUACUGUAGUAAAGAGAAAGGGGAGAUCUGCAUCUCAGAAAGAAGGAAGUGAUGGAGACAAUGAAGAUGAUGAAGAUGAGGGAAGUGUGAGUGACGAGGAUGAGAAUGAUGAAGGCAAUGAUGAAGAUCAUAGCAGCCCUGCCAGUGAAGGGGGUUGCAAGAAGAAGAAGAGUAAAGUUCUUAGCAGAAACAGUGCCGAUGAUGAGGAACUGACCAAUGAUAGCCUGACACUAUCUCAAAGCAAGAGUAAUGAGGACUCGCUGAUUCUUGAGAAGAGUCAAAACUGGAGUUCUCAAAAAAUGGACCACAUUCUGAUUUGCUGUGUUUGUCUUGGAGAUAAUAGCGAGGAUGCUGAUGAAAUAAUUCAGUGUGACAAUUGUGGCAUUACAGUCCAUGAAGGUUGCUAUGGAGUUGAUGGAGAGAGUGACUCUAUUAUGAGUUCAGCUUCUGAAAACUCCACGGAACCUUGGUUUUGUGAUGCCUGUAAAUGUGGUGUUUCCCCUAGCUGUGAACUGUGUCCUAAUCAGGAUGGAAUUUUCAAGGAGACAGAUGCUGGAAGAUGGGUUCACAUUGUAUGUGCCCUAUAUGUUCCUGGAGUAGCCUUUGGAGAUAUUGACAAAUUACGACCAGUAACACUAACAGAAAUGAACUAUUCCAAAUAUGGUGCCAAGGAGUGUAGCUUCUGUGAAGACCCUCGUUUUGCUAGAACUGGAGUUUGUAUUAGCUGCGAUGCAGGGAUGUGCAGAGCCUAUUUCCAUGUGACCUGUGCCCAGAAGGAAGGUCUGCUUUCAGAGGCAGCAGCAGAAGAGGAUAUAGCAGAUCCAUUUUUUGCUUAUUGUAAGCAGCAUGCAGAUAGGUUAGACAGAAAAUGGAAGAGAAAAAACUAUUUGGCUCUACAAUCCUAUUGUAAAAUGUCUUUGCAAGAGAGGGAGAAGCAACUGUCACCAGAAGCACAGGCAAGAAUCAAUGCCCGGCUUCAGCAGUAUCGUGCCAAAGCAGAACUAGCUCGAUCUACCAGACCUCAGGCCUGGGUUCCAAGGGAAAAAUUGCCCAGACCACUCACUAGCAGUGCUUCAGCCAUUCGUAAGCUGAUGCGGAAAGCAGAGCUAAUGGGGAUCAGUACUGAUAUCUUUCCAGUGGACAAUUCAGAUACUAGUUCUAGUGUGGACGGAAGGAGAAAGCAUAAGCAACCUGCUCUCACUGCUGAUUUUGUGAAUUAUUACUUUGAGAGAAAUAUGCGCAUGAUUCAAAUUCAGGAAAAUAUGGCUGAACAAAAGAAUAUAAAGGAUAAAUUAGAGAAUGAACAGGAAAAACUUCAUGUGGAAUAUAAUAAGCUAUGUGAAUCUUUAGAAGAACUGCAGAAUCUGAAUGGAAAACUUCGAAGCGAAGGGCAAGGAAUAUGGGCCUUACUAGGCAGAAUCACAGGGCAGAAGUUGAACAUACCGGCAAUUUUGCGAGCACCCAAGGAGAGAAAGCCAAGUAAAAAAGAAGGAGGCGCACAAAAGACAUCUAUCCUUCCUGCAGUACUUUAUAGUUGUGGAAUUUGUAAGAAGAACCACGAUCAGCAUCUUCUUUUAUUGUGUGAUACCUGUAAACUUCAUUACCACCUUGGAUGUCUGGACCCUCCUCUUACGAGGAUGCCAAGAAAGACCAAGAACAGUUACUGGCAGUGUUCAGAAUGUGACCAGGCAGGGAGCAGUGACAUGGAAGCAGACAUGGCCAUGGAAACCUUACCAGAUGGGACCAAACGGUCAAGGAGGCAGAUUAAGGAACCAGUGAAAUUUGUUCCACAGGAUAUGCCUCCAGAACCCAAGAAGAUUCCAAUAAGAAACACGAGAACCAGAGGACGAAAGCGAAGCUUCAUUCCUGAAGAAGAAAAACAUGAGGAAAGAAUUCCUAGAGAGAGAAGGCAGAGGCAGUCUGUGUUACAAAAGAAGCCUAAGGCUGAAGAUUUAAGAACUGAAUGUGCAACUUGCAAGGGAACUGGAGACAAUGAAAAUCUUGUCAGAUACCCUUCAUGAGACCCAACUCUGCCACAGCUCAUCCUCGGAGGCAAUCCUGGAAACCUCUUUUAUAAGUGUGAUUUUAAAAAUGUGGAUAACACUCUCAAUAGAGUACAUAAAGUAAAGGAGAACAGCUAUCUUGUCCUUCCCAUAAGCUUAUCACUGCAAAAAGUUGCCUUUGCUUGUCAGGUUUGGAUAGAAUGUAAUUGAUUGGUUUGUUGCUUGGACUGACAAGGCAGUUAAUUUGCCUGUGUGGAUUUUUUUCUAUAUUUUUCUUCUUCUUCUUCUUUUUUUUUUUUCCUUGCACUAAUCAGAAACAUUUGAUAUGUGCAUUGUUGAAUAAUGGUAGAUAAUGUCUUGUCAGAAUUGUCCUAUUAAGUAAUGUCUUUCCCUCUUGCUUCUUUGGCAAAUGAUGAUAUGCAGUGUUUGGACUUACUGAAGAGUUUUGGAAGCCUGUGGGACUUAAAUGCAAUGUGCUACUCAUUGUUGUUGAACAAUACCAGUAACAAACAAGAAAGACAAUGCAUUCCACUAGUCUGCUACUCUAUUUCAUCCAAUUUAAAACAUAUAUUCAUAUGUGAAAUAUUACAUUGGGAAACAACUAUAGACUCUUAUUUAAUGGUUAUUCCUAUUUAUAAUAUUCAGCAAACGUGAAAAACUUGUGAAGCAUAUGCCAUUCUAGUUUUGGCUCAUUAGUCCUAGUGUGAAAGCACUAAUAUUAUUAGCAUGAAACUUUUACAACUUCAAAUUUUAAGCUCAUUAGUAAAAUAUAUCUGUGUUGAUCUCUAGAUAUUUUUUAGUAAUACCCAAUUUUAUUCAGUCUUCAUUGAUUUAAUACGAACUUUCUGUGUUCGAUAUAAUUUUAUUUUUCGUGACCUUAAAUUUGAGGUUAUGAAAUAAGGAGGGAGAUUCAAAGCUUAAUGACUAUACAACCUGCCAACUGAAAGUUCUUCAUCAACAUCUAUAUUUUUCCAGAGGUUUACAGAAUUAAAAUUUGAUCUUCAAGUUUUAAUGAUCCAGUUUUAAAUCAACGACAGAAAUAUGUUGAAUAUUCCAUCACUCCAUCUUGAACUGAUUUAGAAGAGACUCUUGGCUGAAAUUAAAAUGUACAUAUACAUGUAAUUGUUAACUUGUUUCUUGAAAUUUCCUGAUUUAUAAAUGUGGUUUGGACUUCUUUUCAGGUAUAGUGGCAAUUGAAAAUAGUUUAAACGUUAGGAAUAGAAUAGGCGAUGUUUAGAUAAGCAAAAGCAAGUGCAAGUAUGAAAUUGCUGUAUGCCAGUAAUCUGUAGUUACAGUAAGGAACCUUAUUGGAUAAGAUGUUUAAUAAAAGAAAUAUGUAUAUACAAUAUGUAUAAACUGAGAUUAUUAACUUCUCAAAAGAUCUUUUAACAUUGGAGGAAAAUUAUUAAUAAAUAGCAUGUAGCAAAACCAGUAGGCAUUUUUUUUUUCUGGAAUAAGGACUCAUUAUCUCUAUGUGAGCUGAAGAGAAAGUUGAUAAUUAUUACUGUUGCUUAAUUGUAAUAGAUAAUAAGUAAAAUGACAGAUUGCCAUUUCCUUAAAAGAAUAUGCUAAUGUUCCUCACCCUCCUUUGAUAUAUGGUAAGAAAUUACUAGUGGGUCAUUUUAUUUUAGAUUUUUUGAGAAACCAUUAAGCCUUGUGGUUUUGGUGUCACUAUUCAAAAUCCUUUCCACCUGGUUUUAAUUAGAAUACUACAUAAUCAUCAUUCUCUAUCUUAAAAUCUUCAGUGGUAGAUAUGCUAUUCCAUAUUUGUUGCUAACCCUAAAAUCUUUGUCACACAUCACAAAUACAAAUCUCAUAAUUUAUAAGAUCAUUGGUACUGCAAACAUGUAAGAGAACUUUUAAAGGGAGUAGAAUUAAACAUUUUCUCCUCAUAAUCUCCCGAGUGCUCUCAUAUUUCCACAGUAUAUAAUUAACUCGUUUCCAUGAUUGGUCCAAUUCCUAUUCAAAGGAGAUAUUAAUGUGCCCUUAAAAAAAUAGGUACAAAAUGAUAUGUAUUUCACAGAUGUGUGAAAUUGGUAGGUUAGGUAAAUGAUGGCUAUUUCUCAUAAAGUAGAGAGAGGAAAAAUAUACUAAUUCUAUCAGGAAGGAAAUUAAGUGAUUCAGAAGUACAGGAAGAAUGACAUAGUAGUAUAUCUAGUGGUGAUUCUCAAACUUUAUAGUGCAUCAGAGUCACAGGAAGGAUUUGUUAAAACACAGAUUGCUGUCCAUUCCAUCUUUUUAUUAUCCUCUUCCCUACCUUACUCCUCCUGUCUCCCUCCAGUUUCUGAUUCAGUAGGUCUGGGAUGAGGCUUGAAAAUUUGCAUUUUUAACAAGUUCCUGAGUGAUACUGAUGGCCAGGGACCACCACUUUGAGAACCAUUUGUAUAUCAUAGUUUUUAAAAGAAUCAUUGUGUUGUGGUUACAUAAUUGAUAGAAGAUGGCAUUAAUGUCUUUAAAAGAGCCCUUAAGUUUUCCAAAUAUAUUUGUUUCUAGAUAAGUUUAUAGGAGCUGUAUCUAUAACAUACACUGUCUUUCUUUUUACAAAUUCAUUUAAGCAAUUUUUUUUUACUUUUUAAGUUUUUAAUUUUAAUUAUUAUAGGGGCAACACUAUUUUAUGUAACUAAUUUAUGAAAUUAGUCAAAGAACAUAGCCUUUGUACAUAAUUCACUACUUCGUUUAUUUAAAAAAAGGUUGGAAAUUUGGGUUAUGUUUGAAUAUGCAAGGGUUAGCUUUAACCUUUAUCCAUCUUUAGUUUAGAAAGGAUAUUUAUGUAUCACUUACAUACCAUCAUUAUUCAUGUAUUGCUUGAUGUUUAUCUGACUUUACACUAUGAUAUUAAAAAUAGAUUAGUGACCAAUAAAUAAUAGUUAUUGUCAUUAUCCUAUUUCAUUGUUUAUACUUCCUAUCACUUAAUGAGACCACUCUUUUUUAAACAGUGUUCCUUAUUUUACAAAACUUACCACUCUUUUACUUGAUUCACAAUAUGGAAUUAUUUUAUGAAUAUUUCAGCAAAAUCUAUUCAAGGAGUUGUAGAAGGACUUUCUACGGCAGAGUGGAAUGUAAUGUUUAAAAAAUUUUUUUUUUUUUAACUUCUGAAACUAUUUUUGACAAUUGAAACUUGUUUGAGAGACUCAGCUUUAGGGUUGCAUGUAUAUGAAGAUAGAUUUUUUUCCUACCUGUCUGAGUCAGCACUAUGUAAAAUUACAUACUAUUAAGGAUUGUGAUUAAAAGUAUUUCUGAGAUGGACAUGGUUUGCAAAUACUUUCUCUGUAAGAACAUAGGCCUCUUUCUCCCAGUGCUCACUCUUAAGACUUUCUGCAGACCUGCUGAUAAGAUUCACUGCUGUUCAGGUACAUAAGAUAUAAUGAAAUUGGAUGUUCAUGCUGGGUUUUGUAAAUAAAAUGAGAUUGACCCCCAGCUAUCAUCUCAUUUAUCUGAUUUACAUUGUAAAAUCAGGAUUUACACUAUUGAUUAGAGCAUAAUUAGUUAAUUAUGAGCAGGGAGAUACAAAGUUAUGUGGGGCUUGAGCACAGCAGGUUGUACUGCUGAAAAAUUUCCAAGGGCAUGAGCAGAUGGAGAUCAGUUUAUUAAAAAACAGAGCAGACGUGUUUCAGGUAUGGAAAUGUCUCAUCAUUCUCUCAUGCUAUGAGGCGGUACUUGACCUUAAUUAUGUAUUUUUAUAUGAAUUCUUUUUGUUUCAUGUUUUAUUUUUUUGUUUCCCUUUGGCUCUUGUAAUCUGGCUGUUACAGAUGUAGCUAACUGAAUUGAUGUUAUUAUUUUAGUUAUCAUUAAAUAUGAAUUUGGAUUUCAGUAAUUAUCCAGAUACUUUUUUCAGUUAAUAUACUUUCAUGGGUAAAGAAUAUUUUUGUCUUUCUUACCACUCAUUCAUUCAUUAUUGCCUGUGAUAAAAAUAGAGGUCUAUAGUGGCACUAAGGAAAAAUGUUGAAGAUCUCCACAUUAGUCUUAUAUUUGUGAGAUAUGAUCUAAAGUACGUUUUCGAAUUAUUUCAUUUACUAAAUGGUCGUAUAGAUAGUUUGCACUGAAAUUGUAAAAUACAAGGAGUAAAAUGUCUUUACUGAUAUGAAAUGUUAUUAUGAUUGGUAGAAUACAAAAUUUUGUUUAAGCUUGUAUUAUUUUAAAAGUUAUUUAACUCAUGGGCCACAGUGCAGCAUUUUCUCCAUCCGUUAAUAUGAGUAAUUGAAAUAAUUGGCUACUAUUCAAUGAAAGAAUCUAUCACUACCAUUAAUAGAUUUGUGUAGGUGUUUUAAGCUGCUAGUGAAUUUUAUUUAAGUAAUGUUAAUAUUAAUUCUUUUGAUCUUUCUUAUAUAGAAGUUUUGCACAGAGAUCAUGAAAAAGUAAGGAACCCCAACCCAUCAGUUCUCUCAAUAUUUAGUCUGUUUCCUUUUGAGUGAAGAGAUGUAAUAGUAUAUAUUUUCAAUCAGUAUUUUACCGUAUAUAGACAUGGACCUAAAUAAAAUGUUCCUUGACAUAAAAAAUAGUUGUGAUUAUGAAUCAACUUGAUAAAAAAAAUGUACAUUCCUUUUCAAGUCCCAUGUAUGGAUUUUUCUUCUUCUGAAAUUUAGCUUGUAAGUUGGCUAUAAGUUACAUGCAUAGGAGGUGCACUCAAUUGUUUCAGUUAGUUUAAAAAUAGUUAUUUAGUGUAUUCUAAUGAAAUUAUCAAUUGGAAAUUAAAAGGGUUAAAGAAAUCCUUUGGAAUAUUGGUUUUUAGCCUCUUUCUUGGUAUAGGCAGAAAUAAAUCAGUUGUUUCUUUUUACUUGUAUUCAUGUCCUCAGUAAUCAGGUAAACCAAGGACUACAUGUUGUAUGGAUCUUAGACAUGAACAUAAGUCAUUUUCUUCCUCUUCUUUGUCUAGGGUGCUAUACUUAACCAUAUACUAAGUAAGUAUUUUAAAUACAUAUAGAAUUGUGUUUAUAUCUGCUUUAUUAUUUAUAUUGUAUCCUUUAUGAAUCUGAUACCUAGGAAGUUAUAUUUAGUAAUAAUCUAAUUUAAAAAUCAGGUUUCCUUUCAUCUUAAUAAGUGGGAUUCAUUUUAUCUAUUAAAACUGUGAUUUUAGAAUGCGCUAUAGUGUUAACGUGUACAAUAUUUAUUAGGUGUUUAAAGGAUACUUCUUUAAGCAUUCAAUUUGUACUUUAUUUAAAAAAUCCAUAGUAUUUAUUUAUAGGUUAAUUUAAUAUUCUCUUUUAAAUAUUUUAAGAUACUGCCUUUCUACCUAGUAUAUGU